AUGCCGAGCGCCAAAUUAGACACGUGCGUCCUCGUAGUAGGCGCCGGCCCUGUAGGAGUAACACUGCAACUGCUUCUUUCUCGUUUGGGAGUACCAUGUGUAUUGGCCGAGCGCAACGUGCUUCCUCGCCGUCAUCCGCGAGCUCACUAUGUCAGCAAUCGUUCAAUGGAAGUUUGGAGACAGCUGGGGCAUUUCGACAAAGCGAUAGAGUCUGUGAGCGAGCCUCUGGAAUGUUGGCGCUACUUUAAGUAUUGCCGACACAUAACAGAUCCACAUGUCAACCUCUACGGAACUGUUGAUCAUUUUAGAGAUGCGUAUACAUACAAGGAUACAUACUUUGAAGAGCUUAGCCCCAGUAGGAUAACCAACAUGCCGCAGCACAAGCUCCUUUUUCUUCUGAAGACGAUAGCACUUAGUAGAUCCCAGGUCUUUCCGACAAUUUCUGACAGCGCAUAUUUAUCAUGGGUUAAAAAUCAGUACGACUAUGUGAUGAAAACGAGCAAAUUCGAUGACGCAAAGUUGCGAAAGCUAUCCGAAGUGCGGGGCCCUACUGUACUUCCCCUAGACAUUCAUAGCAUGCCAGGUAAUAAGCAGUUUACGGAGACUGGUGUUCCAUUCAUUGAUGGGGGCCUUAGGUUUGAUAGGUUUCUGGAUGAUGACAUGACCUCGGGUGUCGUCUCCGAGCUGACCUCCGCAAAGGACGACAAAAAGAUACACAUCAGAAGUGCGUUCGUCGUCGGCGCAGAUGGCAUUCACAGCAAAGUGCGUCGUUAUAUUGACGGCAAGCGUCGUGACUCAACUUCCAGCAAAUGUGAAAGCAACCUGUUAAGGGACGUUAUGAGCAUCUACUUCAGUUCCUCUCACCUUGGAAGCCUCGUAGAAUCGAACCCCGCAAUGAUUUACUUCAUAUUUUCCAGGUCCAUAAGCGUCCUCGUUUGUCAAGGUGGCAGACCUGCGGAGUUCGUGGUGCAGCUGCCUUUUUUUUCUGAAAUGGAGGAUCCGGCUGUGUACGACGAAUCUACUUGUAUAUCGCAUAUAAAUGAAGCUGUUGGAGUAACUUUGAAAGACAUACGCAUCAUUAAUAUCAAAAAGUGGACCGUAUCUACGGAGAUCGCAAAAUCGUUUGUAGACCGAGACAGCUGCCGGGUGAUGGUAGCUGGUGAUGCUGCUCAUAUUGUCGCCCCGGCGGGGGGUCAGGGAAUGAAUAUGGGAAUAGCGGAUACGUACAACUUGGCGUGGCGCCUUGGGCGACUCUUCUACCGAAGAAUUCUGAAAGGUUGGGAUCAAAUGAAUCAUAACAUCAGAGAACAACUGUCAGAGGAGGAGAAACGGUCAAUACUUGAGUAUGACAGCGAAAGACGAGCCGUUGCAGAGUACACAAGAGAAGUGUGCCUGGCAGAGAUUGCAAAUGGCUCCAAGUUUGCCACUUACCUUCACUAUGACCACGCCAUGUUACAUGAGCUCAUGGGUUGGUUGCCAACGCUUGGACCUGUAGCAUCGAAAGUUGCUUGCAAUGCUUUUGAUUUAGUCAAAACUGCGAUGAAACACGCGUACUCUACGCCAAAAGUUAUGCAUUCCAUUAGGAAUGGGCCAGGCGCUGCGCUGGCUGAAGGUGAUACUCUUGGCCUCGCUUUUCCAGGAUCCGAUAUGGCGUACGCAUACGGUGGUUUGGGUGGAGUUUCGGUGUCUUCCUCUCACCGUGAAUAUAAACCGACCUCUGUGAAAGGGCGGAGAAUUCCCCACUGUUAUGUCUACUCUACACUUCGAGACUCAGUGUUCAAAUUCUCGACAGUAGACCUACCAUCUUUCGUACAACCAUCUAUUUACUUCUGCUUGAUGGUGUUUUCGCCUCAAAUGGCUAUUAAAUUGCAUAGACUGUUGUCUGAAAUGGACCCACAAAAUGAGAGUCUGUCAUAUAUCUGUGUAUGGAACGUUGACCAGAUGAUCGCCUCUGAGAGCGCCGUAGUCGAGAUAGAUGACCAGCCUUUUGUGAUGAAAAGUUCGGAGAUCAAUAGAAUUGGGGUGGAACUUGAAACGAGUGAGCCGAGCCAACAUACUAAUAGACACGAUGUUUUGGGAGGCUCAACCCACUUCGUUUUCCCAACGCUGAAAAAUACAGAUGACAUACAAAAGCUGAUCGGCGACAUGACGCUAAGAAUGGAAUCAAAGGGAAAGAUACUGACAAAGCAUAUAUUUAGUUUUAAAGGCAGUUUGGACAACUUUUCGAAAUCCCUCCUAACCAGACAAUUCGACAUCAGCGAUUCGGUGCUGCUGCUACGGCCUGACGCGCACAUAUUUGAUUGGUGGCCAACAACGGAAGAUAUAGAUAUUAAAAUAAAAUCUUAUUUAAACCAGUUGAAUUCUAGCUAA
Babesia ovata is the source of this 2370-nucleotide messenger RNA. Its product is annotated as FAD binding domain containing protein. The transcript is spliced from 11 exons. Gene Ontology annotation, molecular function: FAD binding. The record is from RefSeq and is a predicted model, not a curated record. NCBI's taxonomy places the organism in Eukaryota, Apicomplexa, Aconoidasida, Piroplasmida, Babesiidae. Bases 1 to 2370 code for a protein of 789 amino acids.